Molecule: messenger RNA, 1705 nt
Organism: Osmerus eperlanus (European smelt)
Lineage: Eukaryota; Metazoa; Chordata; Actinopteri; Osmeriformes; Osmeridae
Product: SH3 and cysteine-rich domain-containing protein 3-like
Exons: 12
Coding region: 440-1474 (344 amino acids)
Biological process (GO): skeletal muscle contraction; positive regulation of voltage-gated calcium channel activity; positive regulation of protein localization to plasma membrane
Cellular component (GO): extrinsic component of cytoplasmic side of plasma membrane
Molecular function (GO): protein binding
Source: RefSeq, a predicted model, not a curated record
UUAAAUUUUAAUUUGUACUGUUUUUUUGUCAGAAAUAUCUUUCAACCUUUUUUAAUGAAAUAUAUUUGCCUUCUGCCUUACUCCAUGGUAGCUUCGUAGACGUUUGUUGUGCGUGAUAGCCAGGAAAUGAAAAAAGGCAGGCAAUGACGAAACAGUAUUGAUCAUGCCAACAAAUACAGGUUAAAACUAAAGUUGCGAGCCUGGCUUGAAAAUAUAAGAAGUAGAAAAUAGAGUGAAAAGUUAAAACUAGUAAAGAUAAAGUACUGAUAACAGAAAAAUCUACUGAAGUAACUUCUUAUCUCUGUUUAUAUGGCAGGACUUCUGCUGUGCAUCUUCAAGGAGUGACAGCAUUUGCAGCCUAACAGCUGUUUCCCUGGGUCUCCAGUACCCUCUGGCGGUGAAACAGACACAUAGCACCUAAAGGUCACCUCCAGGCACCAUGGCUCAGUAUGACCAAUUGGAUGACAAGGAUUCUCUGGAUAUCCAUGACAACCCUCCAGCUCCUGAUAAUGUUGUAAAAGAGGAGGACAAUACGGUGUACUUCAUCUACGAUGAGGAGGUGGAGGAGGAGGAGGAGGAGCCUCCGCCCCCUGAGCCCGUCAGACCGGUCAAUGACAAACCCCACAAGUUCAAGGACCACUACUGCAAGAAGCCCAAGUUCUGUGAUGUGUGCGCUCGCAUGAUCGUCUUGAAUAACAAGUUUGCUCUGAGGUGUAAGGACUGUAAGACCAACAUCCACCAUGAGUGCCAGUCCUACGUGGAGUUCCAGAGAUGCUUCGGAAAGAUUCCUCCAGGGUUUAGACGAGCCUACAGCUCCCCUCUCUACAGCAGUCAGCAGAACACCACCGUGUCUCCCCAGCAGGGCACUCAGUCCAACAGGAGCGACCCUGUGUUUGAGACGCUGCGUGUGGGAGUCAUCAUGGCCAACAAGGAACGCAAGAAGGGAUCAGAGGACAAGAAGAACAUGCUGAUGAUGAUGAUGGAGGAGGAGGAGUCCCAGCCCAAGCAGGAGGAGGGAGGAGCAGAGGGAGGAGCAGCAGAGGGAGACAAGAAGGGAGACAAGGCAGCAGCUGACGACAAGAGUAAGAAGCCCCAGCCAGGGAAGCUGGGUGUGUUCAGCCAGUCUCACUACUACCUGGCGCUCUACCGCUUCAAAGCUGUGGAGAAGGACGACCUCGACCUGCAUGCUGGGGAUCGGAUCACAGUCAUCGAUGACUCCAACGAGGAGUGGUGGAGGGGGAAGAUCGGGGAAAGGUCUGGCUUCCUGCCAGCAAACUACAUCAUCCGUGUGCGUGCGGGGGAACGGGUCUACAAGGUCACGCGCUCCUUCGUAGGAAACAGAGAGAUGGGACAGAUCACUCUGAAGAAGGACCAGAUCGUGGUGAAGAAGGGGGAGGAGGUGAACGGGUACCUGAAGGUGAGCACCGGACGCAAGCUGGGCUUCUUCCCCUCCAACCUGCUCCAGGAGAUCUGAAGAGGGGCCUGGUCACCUGGUCACCUGCUCACCUGGUCAACUGCUCACCUGGUCACCUGCUCACCUGGUCACCUGCUCACCUGGUCAACCUGCUCACCUGCUCACCUGGUCAACCUGCUCACCUGCUCACCUGGUCAAUCUGCUCACCUGGUCACCUGCUCACCCUGCUCACCUGCUCACCUGGUCACCUGCUCACCUGGUCAAUCUGCUCACCUGGUCACCUGCUCACCU